GUGUUACUAAGCUACCGAAAAAACUUAUAGUGUUGUGUAGAAUCUAAUUUCACGGUAUUGUUUCAUAGGAAACAUUAUUGUAUGAAUUAUCAGCGAUCACGUAAGAUGAAGCAAAGAUGUCGUCAACUUUAGAGGAGGUCAAGGAAUGGUUACAAAAUAUGGGGUAUCAGGGGGCUAUCCCUGAAACUUUGAAAAAUAUUUGCAAUGCUUCCACAUUCUUUAUCUGGAAACAAUUACUGGAGAACACAAAAAGUAAACAAGAAGUUGACUUUAUAAGGAAGAAUGUUCUGAUUAAUAGGUUGAGAUCAAAAGGAUUAACAAAUCAGCAGCAAGAAAUAAACGUUAUACCUGAAAUUGCAGCAUAUGAGAAACGAAUGCACUAUGAAAAGCAAGUGAAUUUAUUAAAACAGAGCCAUUCAAGCAAAGAAGAAACCAUUAAAAUGUUAAGUAGGAAAGUGAGAUUGUUGGAGGUUACUUUGCAACAUUUAAAGGCUAAGAAUAAAUCAACAAAUGAAAGAAUUCACUUACUGGAUAUAAAGAGUGAAAUCUUAAAUAAUGACAUACACAAUAUUAAAAAUAUUUUAACUGAAAUCACUAAUUUAUCACCAUCUGAAACUAAUGAACAUGAUGAAUUUGAAAUCAAGGAAAAGUUAAUUCACUGUGCAAAAGAAUUGAAACUGCUAUUAAAAGAACUACCUGAAAUAAAAACAGCUAUGAAAAGUAAUUGUUUGUCAAGGGAUUCAGCAACAAAAAAGAUAACACCAUUAUAUAACUUUGAACAAUUGCUUUUAAAGGCUGAGACAAAAAUGACUGAGCACAAAGUAACAAUAAUAAGGCAGAGUAGUCAUGACAAAAAGACAAAUUCGCUUAGAAAAGUCUCCAAGACACUAUUUUCUGAAGAAUCUGAUACAAUAAGUUAUUUGAAACAGGAUGAAUCAGGAGUGGCCAAGUCUCUUUUCACUCAAUCACAAGAACAUUUUCAAGAUGUGAAUACAAAGGAAUGUGAUUCUAUUUUCACUCAACAACUUACUGUAAACAAAAGAGAUACCAAUAGGGAAUCUUUAGGAAUAUUACCAGAUUACUAUUUUGAAGAUAUGGAUGAUGAUGAUAUCUUUAUGACUGGACCUAAACCUAAAGCUCCAGUUAUAAAUGAAAAUACAUUUGAAAGCCAAGAUGUAAAGUGUGUGAUAUUGGAACAUUCAGAAAGAUUUAAUUCUAGCAUUAAAAUAGAAAAUUUCCCAAAUUUGAACACUAGUAUAAAUAUUGAAUGUGAAGGCAAUGCUCUCUCAGAGGAGAAAAAAUGUAAUAUAAACAAAACAAUCACAUAUGAAGAUAUAAUUUCAAAGAAAACUGUGAUGAAUGUGUUAAGUAAUAUUAUGAGGAAAAAUGAUAGAAGAUAUAUUUGGCAAAUGUUACUAGAUUUGAAUGAUGAUAUAUCUUCAGAACUGAAAAAAUAUACUUUAGAGAAGGGUAAAACCAGUCAAAAUGAAGAUGAACAACUCGAUCUGACAAGACUCUAUUUUAUUCAUGUUAAACUAGGAAUGAGCAUAAUUGAAUUAAAAAAGAAAAUUCAAUCUAUAAACACAACAUUAAAGAAUGAAAGAAAUAAUUUUAUUGAAACAUUACAUGCUUCAAAUAUUUCCUUAGUAAAGGUAGAUGAAUAUGUAGAUCUUUAUGACAAAGUAAUAGAAAAUUUAACAUCAGAUACCAAAAUAGCUCUAAUGAAAUCCGAAAUUAAUAAAUAUAAUAAAAGAGAGGACAGUUCAGAAUUGAGUAUGCUUAAGAAACAGUAUGCAAGUAAUAUUGAAGAAAUUGAAUUUAAAAAAGAAUCAGUACAAACAAUUUUCAAUUAUAUGAAUAAAAUAAUAAGAACAGCAGACAACAUAAAAGAAGAAACAUGUAAUCUUGCCCAAGAUUUAAAUAACAUAAUGGGAAAUAUGUCAUGGGCAAGACCUUUGACACUAAAGCUGUUUUCUGAAGAAGUUAGGACUUUUGAUAAUUUCCCCUUGGAAUAUAAUAGAAAAUUUGUCAAUGGGAAAAAAUCAGUUUAUUUCAGGGAUAUUAGUGCCUGUGCUAUUCCAAGUUAUCUUGAUGUAGACUCAAAUACGUUAUAUAAGAUAGCAAAUAUUUUAGACAGUCCCUUGAACGUCCCAGAAAAAAUAUUAAUAAACAUUUUAAAAUCAAAAUAUAAACUUAAUGUUUUGAAAUCUCUUUCUGCUGACGAAGAAUUGCCAAAAAUAAAAAAAUAUGAUAUGUGCGACCUACUGAGCCAGGAAAGUGAUAAUGAAAAGGCAUUAGAAAGAAUUAACCAAAUUUGUAAUUCAAGCAGGUCUAAAGCAGUUAUUCACUCUUCAGACAUUAUUGAAGAAACUCUAGAUAUUUGGACUAAAAUGCCUUUGAAAGACUUUAUAUGUCCCAAAAUUCUUGUAAAUGAUAAAAACUAUAAGUAUUAUGAGGAAGAAUUUUUAAAAUUUUUUGAUUAGAAAUUGUAUUUAUUUUUUAUAUGAAUAUAUUAAUGUUUGGAA
Molecule: messenger RNA, 2525 nt
Organism: Aethina tumida (small hive beetle)
Lineage: Eukaryota; Metazoa; Arthropoda; Insecta; Coleoptera; Nitidulidae
Exons: 11
Coding region: 117-2483 (788 amino acids)
Biological process (GO): spindle assembly
Cellular component (GO): HAUS complex
Source: RefSeq, a predicted model, not a curated record